ACAACAGAGCCUUAGUUUAGAGCCUGCGUUGAUGUUUUAUGGUGCAGGAAUCGGAUAAUAUCAAAAAAGUAUUGAGAGAAGGACGUGGAAUUGGAACCUCGUUCUCCUCAGCCCUCGGAUGAACUGAAUGUAGAGGCUGAUUUGGGGAAGAAAACGCACACAAAGACAGCAGGAGCCGACAGGGAGAGAGGGACCUCCGAGAGGCAGGCUACUCAUUUACGUGCGCACACGUUCGGGACACUGAGAAAGAGCGUGAGCGAGAGAGUCGUAAAUACGGCAAGAAAAUGUCUGUGUAGCCUUAUUCAGAUGCCGAAUUUACUAGGGACUGGGAGUGAUGCUGGUAUUUAUGUAUAGCGUACACCAUCCCGGGAAAUAAUCCCCAUCCACGCAACCAUCUUCCAUUCACUGGAGACUAACACUCGGAACGGGGGUGUUUUGCCUCGGCGAAGCUGCAUGCGCUGUCUGUAGAUCGCUUUUGUUUUCUUCUUUUCGCACGAGAUAUCGAACGAAGGAACACAUUUAUCGCGACCAGAGGACGGCCCGGGGACACCUUCGUUUUCACCAUGUUGACAGGCUAUCGGAUCAUACGGUGGAUGGGACCAUUGCAUAGCCAGCUUCACCUAACGUUCGUGUGUUUAUUGACCAUCCUCUCCGUGCUUGGAGUCCACUCGUCGUACCCACAGAGUGGCGAGUGUGUGUCGGGCAAAGGGAAAGGCUGCGUGGCAGAUCUGUCGGAGAAGAAGAGUGACUUGCGAGUGUGUGACGCGGCGACGUGUCGCUUCGGGGGCACCUGUCGUGACGACGGCUCAGACCUCAACUGUGUGUGUCAGUUUAAGUGCCAUAGUAACUUCAUCCCUGUGUGUGGCUCUAACGGGGACACGUAUCAGAACGAGUGUUUCCUACGCCAGGCUGCCUGCAAGAACCAGCGCUCCAUAUCAGUGGCAUCAGAGGGGCCGUGCUACCCUGCAGAUAGCAGUUCAGGAUCUGGAGAUGGAGAAUACGAAGCGUCUGGAAGCGACUCAGGCAAGAAGGCCACCAAGUGCGGCAACUGCAAGUAUGGAGCCGAAUGCGACGAUGACUCAGAGGACGUUUGGUGCAUGUGCAGUAUCGACUGCAGUGGGCACAAUGAGAACCCGGUGUGUGGGACGGACGGCAACUCCUACACCAACCCGUGCCACGUGCGCGAGGCCUCCUGCAUGAAGCAGGAGCAGAUCGACGUCAAGCACCUGGGGAGGUGUCCAGACAAAGGGAAAAAGGAUGUUCCUCCGGAUGUGUUUGCGGUCGUUAAGGAGAAACCAGACUUGGGCAGCGGACGCACCACCGGCUGGAACGCAGCGCCCUGCUCCGAGGAGGACUCCCACUUCUGUCUGCACGGCCAGUGUGAGAUGAGAUACGGCGUCCCCUCCUGCAGGUGUGAGUCGGGCUACACGGGCGCUCAGUGUGAUGUGCAGGACUUCAACAUCCUGUACGUGGUGCCCAGCGGCCAGAAGCUGCACUACGUGCUCAUCGCCGCCAUCAUCGGCGCCGUGCAGAUCGCCAUCAUCGUGGCCGUCGUCAUGUGCAUCACCAGGAAAUGCCCCAAAAAUAACCGCGGACGUCGGCAAAAGCAAAACCUUGGACACUUUUCUUCAGAUACUUCUUCCAGGAUGAUGUAGCUGUAUUUUUUAUUUUAAUUUUUAUACUUUUUUCGUACCAAGUGGAUUACAUUUUUAACGUAUCAAUUUUAUUUUUCCUGAUUUUUAAACUUGGGAGGAUGACAACAUAUUUUUUUUUUCUUUUUUUAAAAUAUUAUUUUGAAAGAGGCCUUAUUUUUUCUUUACUGGACAUUCCUGUUGUCUGUAUGACACUUUCAACAGGAGCAAGCUAUUGUGGGUUUAGAUAUUAUUUUGGUACUUUUGAAUUCUUUGGUUUUCUUCUGUAGCUCUCGGCACACACACCUUUACCACUGAAACGGAUUUCUCUCUCUCUUGGAAUGUGCUGCUCAUUGGGACCACUCACAAAUGGAUUUCUUGUCUUCAUUUUUUCCCUCACGUCUCUUGCUUUCCUGAUUUUUCUUGUUUCCUUUGCAAAUUGAAUGCAGCUGAACACCAAAUGCAGUUGGACAUGAAUGAAAUGUGAGCCGAUGAUGUUUUAAAAAGAAAAAAAAAAGUUUACAAAAAGUUCUCUCUCUUUUGAAAAAGGAAUUCCAGCAAUGGAACACAAUGUGUUUUUGACAUAGCUAAUCAUUUUUCGAUGUUGGAUCGUUUGUAGUUUUUUUAUGUUCUAAUGUUAUUGGUGUUACUGUUGUUGAUGUUGAAAUGAUCAUUAUUAUUGACAUUAAUUUAAUUCUAGAUGCAUAUCGCAUGCUCUGUGGAACUGUGUCCAGUGCUGUAGACUUGAUAGAAUUAAAUUCUCCGUCCUACGAGUA
Sardina pilchardus (European sardine) is the source of this 2407-nucleotide messenger RNA. It is a transcript of the gene tmeff1b, whose product is annotated as transmembrane protein with EGF-like and two follistatin-like domains 1b. The coding region runs from base 564 to 1655 and encodes 363 amino acids. The transcript is spliced from 10 exons. NCBI's taxonomy places the organism in Eukaryota, Metazoa, Chordata, Actinopteri, Clupeiformes, Clupeidae. Gene Ontology annotation, molecular function: protein binding. Gene Ontology annotation, cellular component: plasma membrane. The record is from RefSeq and is a predicted model, not a curated record.